Messenger RNA from Closterium sp. NIES-65, 2688 nucleotides. Lineage: Eukaryota; Viridiplantae; Streptophyta; Zygnematophyceae; Desmidiales; Closteriaceae. The record is from the annotation of a GenBank genome assembly.
AUGGACCUGGUGCGGAAACUCAAGCGGCGAUUGCGCAGCAUUGGCGGCGCGAGUGGAAUCACCGCGACAACCGGCGCGGGGGGGAGCUCCGCGGAAUGCGCGGGUGACUGGCCGUCUGGCGUCAUCAGCAAGUCCUUCUCCGUUGAAUGCGGCGCUCCUCACGCUGGUCCAAACCCGUUGCUAGGAGCAACACACUCACAUGCUCGUCCAGUCCCAAAGAAUCACAGCAGCAAUGCUACUAGUGAUAGCCGUCUACAGGGGAAGGAGUUCCACCUCGAAGCUUCUGGCGUGACUAUUUCGGAAGAAGAGGACCGGCGGCAACGGUCAUCAAAGCCACCGAGGCAAACGCAGCGCGCGGUAUCGCAGCAGCAACGGGACGCUGGAGCGGGAAAAACAGGCCAGCGUUACCGCGCCGACGAAUUCGCCGGCGACGCCGGCGAAUCCGGCGCAGAUCACUCACGGGGAUCGAGGAGCGACGCGGAAGACUGCGGGUCGGACGAAAUCAAGGGUGAUGAUUUGCAGCGGCGGCACACGUGGCAGGUUCAGGCGCAGCGUCAUGCGUCCGACGUCGCCGCUGCAGCGGCCUUGCCAGAGUCCGCGAAAGCUUUCGCAAACAACCGCCACUCGAGUAGCGACCGUAACGACGACUUUCCGUAUGAUUUCGCGCACUCUGCGAGCUUCGCGGCGUCGGGGACUCUGCCAGGGACCGGUGCAGCCCUGCCGCCGCGACUCACGGAAGCGCAGCUGCUGCUUAUACAGGCGGCGCAGCAUGCAAGCAGCAGCGGGUUGGCGAUCGAUUGGGCACGUCAGCAGCAGCAGCAACACCGGAAAGUGACCGAGUGGCUAGGAACGCUGUCGGACCCAGUCGACCCACUCACCGAAACUCCGUUCGCUAACGCGGAACUGCAACAGGAAGCGAGUUCGUCUAUUGCGAAUCAUGAGGCUGCCGCAGCACUGCUAGCGGCGGGUCGCGUGCCUCGCGUCGCCGCAUGCGUUUCGCCUUCUGAUUUUGACGGGCGCGCCGCGUCGCUCAACCCGCCGGCUGACGGAGACAUGCUGGCGACGGUCAACCGGCAACUAAAGCUGGAUUGCGCGGGCAGUCCGUCUGAAACGCCGAGUCCUGGAGUGCCAAGCCCGCGCGGCGUGAUAUUGCGGGGCAGCGGUGGCACGGGAAGCAGCGGGGACGGGGAAGAGGCGGAAAACGAUCGGCGGAAAGCGAACGGGCGGAGAGAUUGCGAAGCUAGUAAAGCGGAAGCGAGGGGUGAUUGGGCCCCAGGUUGCGAGCGGACGGCACAACGAGAUUGCAAGGGGAGCGGUAGCGUCGGCGACGGCAGCGAGUGCGGCGGCGAUCUUGAGUGUGGUUCGCGCAGCGGCAAGUGGGGAGCAGACGAUGCUGUCUGCAAAUCAAAGCAGCCGGGAGCGAUCGACAGCGCGUCGCUAACAAGCGUGCGCGUCGCGUAUAAUCAACUCGUGGCGACCCGCCAGUCGGAGCAGGUGCGCGGGGCGAGGGCGCUGCGGGACCUGGCGCGGGAGAGCGACGCGGUGCGGAGCUCAAUCGUGGCCGUCGGCGCAAUCCCCGCGCUCGUGUCGAUCGUGAAUCUCGCCGCAACUGCGCCUCACGUCGCCGCCACCCGCGACACCACCGUCGCGUCGCUUAUCCUCGAUGGCGGAGGCGGCGCGGCGACGGAAACUGGCGCGCCGCUCGGCGGUACUAGACUUAAUUCCGCUUCGUGCGAGGAAGGCGGAAAUGAAGCGACAGCGCAGGGAGGCCGCGAGCGCGCCUUGACUAGCUCGUUAGUGGACUACUCGAUAUCGUGUCUGGUGAAUCUGAGCAUCACUCGCGACAUGAAGGCCACCAUCUGCCAGGCGGGCGCCGUCCCCCCGCUCAUCCGCCUCAUGUGCUCCGCGCGCCCGCCCUCGUGCGCGCCCGCGUGCGCCUGCUGCGCGCCCACGUCCGCGUCCACGCGCGCGAACGCAGCAGUGGCGCUGCUGUCGCUGUCAAAGCUGAGCGACGCUACGAGGCUGCACAUGGCUUACUCGGGUGGUGUCGAAGCUCUCGUCCACUUCCUCUCGGAUUCUCCUUCUGACGCUCCUGAUUGCCCCGCUGCAGCUUCUGGUGCGCCUGCUACUGGUGGGUUGCAGGGCAGUGGCAGCAGCAAGAGUUGCAAGGGGCGGAGGGAGGCGGCAGCAGCGCUACAGAGCCUCGCAUCUGUCCCAGCAGUGCGGCCACGGCUGGUGCACGCAGGAGCCGUGCCGCUGCUACUCGAACUUGUCGGCCAUGCUGCGGCCUCGCAACUCACAUGCAGCAGCAGAUCGCGCGGUGCAGAGAGGAGGACGCAGCGGACGAGCCGCACGGAGGAUGACGCAGUGGCUACUGCCGAGCGGGCGCUGGCAGUGUUGGCGUUGCUUGCGGAGAGUGAGGAGGGCAGAGCGGAGGUGCAGCGGAGAGGGGGGAUGGAGGUGCUGGUGAGGGUGGUGCGCGCGGGUGGACCCACAGGGACGUGUGUGGAGCGAGCGAUAUCAGGGCUGACAGCUAUGGUGGGAGGGAGCCUGAAUUGCAGAUGGGAGGUGGCAAGGAUUGGUGUGGAAGGGGCAGUGAAGGAGGUGGCUAUCCAUGGAAGCGGGAAAGCCAAGGUUAAGGCAAUAAAGUUCAUGGACAUGCUUCAAGCACCUCCUGCUCUAGGCUGA